Molecule: messenger RNA, 351 nt
Organism: Gongylonema pulchrum
Lineage: Eukaryota; Metazoa; Nematoda; Chromadorea; Rhabditida; Gongylonematidae
Source: the annotation of a GenBank genome assembly
GUUGUGCUUUGCGGUUUGCUGAUGGAGCUGAACAGUAUUUUCCUACAUUCACGCUCCAUGCUGAAUCUGUAUCGCGUGAAUAAAACAUCAACAGCAUUCCGUAUUAUUGCAUUACUAAAUAUUGUAACAUUUAUUAUUUUUCGCUUAGCUGUGAGCGCCUAUUUGCUGUACUGGCAUUUCUCCACUGCCUGGAAAAUGACGUGGUAUAUCACACUGGUUACAUUUGUUGUGAUCGUCUCACUAGCAAUCACCAAUGUGGUACUUCUCUAUCGGUUGGUUUGUUUUUUCCCUCGUUUUUUAAAGCAAAAAAAAUAUUUGUCAAAAUCAGCGGACUCCACGCCACCGCCGUAA